This is a messenger RNA of Xenia sp. Carnegie-2017, 1878 nucleotides long. Its product is annotated as zinc finger protein ZIC 4-like. NCBI's taxonomy places the organism in Eukaryota, Metazoa, Cnidaria, Anthozoa, Malacalcyonacea, Xeniidae. Bases 371 to 1180 code for a protein of 269 amino acids. Gene Ontology annotation, biological process: central nervous system development; regulation of transcription by RNA polymerase II. The transcript has a single exon. Gene Ontology annotation, cellular component: nucleus. The record is from RefSeq and is a predicted model, not a curated record. Gene Ontology annotation, molecular function: RNA polymerase II cis-regulatory region sequence-specific DNA binding; DNA-binding transcription factor activity, RNA polymerase II-specific.
UGAUCUAAAUCAUACCACAAGCGCAUCUCAAGUGGCAUAUACCAGCCCACAGUCAAAUUACGCAGGAAUUCCUCCCUUUUCGUCGCUACUCACUGCAAGAGAUCUGUUUCUUAGGAGGGACCAUCAUCCCGCAGUGAAUAACAAUCCUGAACAAACGUUUCAUCAUGCUUUACAAGCGUCAGUUAUAACACCUUCAUUUCAAAAUCAUGGUUUAAGUCUUGCUAUUGCAAGUCAACUGGCUAAUAAUGGGAAUAGUGGAACUGAAGAAACUCAUUCACUUACUGCACUUCGUCCUGUAAAUCAAACAGAACAUGUUGAUGUUACUGUAUCAACAGAUGGUCAUGCUAUCCUUUCAAAUACCACCACAACAAUGGUUUCUAACGUGUUACCAUCAACCAAUCUAAAAUCUGUCGCUAAUUCACGAAUUGAAACAUUAACAAGUGGUGCUUUUACUCCCUAUUAUAAACAAACCGAUAUCAAGCAAGAACUUACAUGUCAAUGGUUACUUAGUAAGGGUAAGCUUGACAAUUGCGUAUGUGGUUGUAGUUUUACGAGUCUUGUUGAUCUUGUCAAACAUUUAUCUAAUGAACACGUUGCAAACCCGGAGACUUCAAGUCAUAUUUGUCGUUGGGAUCAAUGCUCUCGUGAAGGCCGUCCAUUUAAAGCAAAAUAUAAACUGAUCAAUCAUUUGCGUGUACAUACUGGUGAACGUCCAUUUCGUUGUCCAUUUGAUAAUUGUGGUAAGCUUUUUGCGCGCUCCGAAAACCUAAAGAUUCACAAAAGAAUACACACGGGCGAGAAGCCGUUUGUUUGCGAAUUUGAAGGCUGUAAUCGACGCUUUGCAAACUCCAGCGAUCGUAAAAAGCAUUCUCAUGUUCACACUUCAGACAAACCUUACAUCUGCAAAGUUGGAGGCUGCGAUAAAAGCUACACGCAUCCAAGUUCUCUUCGUAAACACAUGAAGGCACAUGCGUCUGCAAAAGAAGUAGUAAGUAUGACGACUUCCCUACUCGUUAGUGGCGAGACUGAAGGAUUAUGUCCGUCGCUGACCACAGGUGGUGGUGAUACUACUUGGUAUAUCAGCGAAAAACUAGCAAACACAGCGGGAAAUGUUGAACAAUCAAAUGGUAAUACAUCUCCAAAAAACAGACUUAAUCCUGUUUUGAAAAAUAACGCGUGAAGGAAAGGUUACAUAGAACACAUGCUCAAAUAAACUUUGGCAAAAUGAUUCAGAUUCAAAUGAUUAUGCAGAAGUGCGCACUUUAGCUAUAGAAAUGAAUUCAGCUUGCUACAUAAAAGUCAGGCUUUUACUGCGCUGAAACGCCGUACUUUUGAGAGAACAGUAACAGUAUGAGUCGAAUGAUGAGGGGCUUGUUGUUCGAUUCAUCGCAAGGUCAGGUGAAAAUCAUAUGUUAUACUUGAUCUUUGGACAAAGAUGUCGGCAAAAAUUACUUCACAAGACCGUAUCACCUGUACUUAAAGGUAAACAUUACUACAAGACGCAACACAUUUUAAAUUCCAUUAUGAAUAACCAUUCAACCACGCGCGGGAAAUAUUUUGAUACUAGUGGUAGUAUCUCUUCGCGUUUCAUACAGUUUGUUUAUAAACAAGUAUGCAUAUGUUAUUGUAAGUAGAAAUUAUGAGAAUAGAUUAUAUUUUCGUUACGUUUAUGUCUGUUUAGAAGAUGAAAAUAUCGCUUUAAAAUAGCUAUGAACGUCUUUAUUAUUUGUUCAAAAUAUAUAUGUACUUUAAUUCUUUUAAAAAAUGAAAAACAAUUGCUUUUUCUAAAUAAAAUGUUUAAAUUAAGUAUUUUUAUGAUGCCAACAAUAUACCGUGAAAACCAAACAGCAUUAAACAAUGCUGUAAAUUUAUUGCGCA